Molecule: messenger RNA, 1116 nt
Organism: Daldinia loculata
Lineage: Eukaryota; Fungi; Ascomycota; Sordariomycetes; Xylariales; Hypoxylaceae
Exons: 1
Coding region: 1-1116 (371 amino acids)
Molecular function (GO): phosphoprotein phosphatase activity
Source: RefSeq, a predicted model, not a curated record
AUGAGUGCAGGAGACUGGGGAUACCAAUGGGGAUAUCCACCCCCUCUCCCCUAUGGAAAUUUUAACCCGGAAGCCUCCCAGUAUGUCCCUGUAUACUAUCAAGGACAAAUACCACUACAACCACAACCACAACCGCAACCUCAUCCCCAACCUCAACCUCAACCUCAACCUCAACCUCAACUUCAACUUCAACCUCAAUUUCAACCGCAGGCUUCCACGCCCUUCACACCAUUCACGCCCAUCGCCAAUAUACCUAUGAACACUCCUACACCACCACCCGAAACUGACUCUCCUCCCUACUCACCACCUUCCUUCAUAGGAUCUCAGGCAUCUCGCUCACAAAGCCCAGCAAUCAUUAACGGCAAUGGCGCAAGGCCGGGCAAACAUCCCAAAUCCAAGAAAUCAAAGAAGGGUAGGGACGAUAAAGUCCAACCAUCUGCGGCGUCAGGUGGUGUCCCAGAUCCAUCUCCAGAGUAUCUGAGACUGGCGGCGUAUCCGCCCUUCCAGUUGCCAUACGCGCGCAAGAUCCUCGUGGUUAUCGACCUCAACGGAACGCUGCUGUACCGACCCAGCCGACACAACCCUACGGCCUUCAUAGAGCGCCCCCAUGCCCGCACCUUCCUGCGAUACUGCAUUGAUACCUUCAAAGUAGUUAUCUGGUCUUCAGCAAAGCCAAACAAUGUGACCAGAAUGUGUGAGCAACUCCUCACGCCUGAGCAGCGCUCACGUGUUGUUGCUGUCUGGGGACGUGACCACUUUGGUUUGACACAAGAAGACUACUACCUGCGAGUUCUCUGUUAUAAGCGUCUAAGUGCACUAUGGGCUGACCCCGAAGUUGCAGCCAGCCAUCCAGAGUUUGCAGAAGGAAAGCGCUGGAGCCAGGCUGAUACGGUACUAGUGGACGACUCAGCCGAGAAAGCGCGUACUGAACCAUACAAUAUCAUCCAAAUACCCGAGUUCAAGGGUAAUGCAACUGAACAAGGCUUUGUCCUACCCCAGGUGCACGACUACGUCAAUGAAUGUGCGCGCCAGGCUGACAUUAGCACCUAUAUCCGUAAUCAGCCCUUCAAGACGGUUCCGGGUUGGCAGCUUCUCCCUCCUAACCCGGUUGAAUGA